AUGAAUCCCGCGCCCAACGUGAGCAACGGCGAUCCUGGCUCAGCAACUGCCACCGCUGCUAGGCCUGCACCGCGCCGUGCUAGGCCCACUACCCAUCCUGCCACUAACCGCCGCCUGGAGGUUAUAGACCUUGACACCAUCGUUCUCCAAGCGCCCGAUCUAAACACUCCUAUCAACGCCGACGACGACACGCUCGCGUAUUUCGACGCCGGCGAGAUUGAGACGGACUUAGACGAGCACGCUGAAGAGGAAGGUAGUCUUCCCGGCGCCAACGACGUUGGCGCUCCGCCCACUACGCCCGGCAUAGCAGAUCAAGGUCCAACGACCGAGGGUGUGGGGUCACGCACUCCGCCUCUGGCUACGGUGGCGGCGCCAUCCCCUUCUCGCACCACGCUGCCCAGUUCACCGCCGGCACCACCCGCAACUUCCCCUGCGCGCCCCGUGUCAACCAACUUGGCGGAGGCAUCUCCGCCGUUCUCACGGGGAGCCGGUGCACGUGCGGGUCUGUCGCUGCGCGGGCACCGCGUCGUUCGCUGGCCUCAGCCUUCGGCUGCGGGCACAAAAAUACACGGCAUGGAAGGCGGGGGAACAGAAUCACAGGAAGGUCAGCUAACCGGUGCGGAUGCGGCACUCUGCAACGAAAUCGCUACGCGGACUAUGGGCGGACUCUUCCGCGAUAACUUCGAGCAAUUCAUGCAACUCACUCGAGAGCUGGUGCAGUCUGCUCCAGAUGCCCCAGACGCCAAGAGGCGUAAAGGUAACCUGCCAGACGCUGACGACGGCGGGUCAGCGUAA
This is a messenger RNA of Closterium sp. Naga37s-1, 795 nucleotides long. The record is from the annotation of a GenBank genome assembly. NCBI's taxonomy places the organism in Eukaryota, Viridiplantae, Streptophyta, Zygnematophyceae, Desmidiales, Closteriaceae.